AUGGAAGACAAUUUUGAGCAGUGCUCUCCACGGCCACAAAACCACCAACAUCAAAUUCAUGAUGCGACGAGUUUUAUUUUAAUCAAUUCAGGUCGUGUAAAAAUCAAAAUGGAGUACAUUGGGAAUAAAUUACGAAGGUACACGACGUUCAGCAAACGAAAAACAGGAAUUAUGAAAAAGGCAUAUGAAUUGUCCACACUAACAGGAACUCAAGUAAUGCUACUCGUAGCUUCUGAAACCGGCCAUGUUUAUACAUUCGCAACUAAAAAGCUUCAACCAAUGAUCUCAUCUGAAGCUGGAAAAACCUUGAUACAAAAUUGCCUUAAUACGCCGGAUCUAGAAAUGGUUAAAUUGCUCGUUGUCUAUAAUGCUAUAGGCACUUGUCAAUUGAAAAGAUUUACGCGAAAAUCGAAAAUUUCACCCAAAAAUUGA
Messenger RNA from Dracunculus medinensis (Guinea worm), 432 nucleotides. Lineage: Eukaryota; Metazoa; Nematoda; Chromadorea; Rhabditida; Dracunculidae. The record is from the annotation of a GenBank genome assembly.